AUGGAAGACGGCGCACUCCUGUACGCCGCCCGGGACGGCAAUGAAGGUGAGGUCCGGGAGUUGCUGAACAGCGGGGCUGACGUCCAUCAACGAGACGAGGAAGGACGGACCCCCUUACUCCUAGCAGCAAGCCGGGGCCAUCGAGAAGUAGUCCGAAUCCUGCUCGAGGAAGAUGCUGAUAUCGAGGCGGCAGACAACGCCGGAAAUACAGCCUUGCUGUGGGCAACCAGAGGCCGACACACAAACGUCGUGCGCCUGUUGCUCCGGAAAGAAGCGGACAUUGAUGCCCCUGAUGAGACUGGGGAUACUGCUCUUCACGUCGCGACGAGAAUGGGCGAUGUCGCACUGGUAAUGAUGCUGAUAAAAUGGGGUGCGGAUAGGGAUGCGCUCAAUGAUGAAGGGAAUACGCCAUUCAUGUUAGCCAAGGAUGCGGGUUAUUUCAAGUUGUUGAAGGAAGUAGAAAAUGAUUCAUCGAAUGAAGAGGAUCUGUCUGAGGAUGAUCGGAGGGCUGACGCAGCGAAGAGGAAGCCUGAUGAAAAACGGAAGGCUGCGGAAGCGAAAAUUACGAGUCGCUGUCGUACUCUCGAGCUAGAUGAGGGUAAUUCUGGGACAGUUUUGGAUAUAGCAUUCUCGCCAAAUGGUAAAGAACUGGCAUCCGCAUCUGUGGCCGGUGUCAUCAGGCUCUGGACACUCAAGAGGGACAUCGACCGUACAAUCGGAAAGUAUCGGGGCAAUGCAAAUGCUGUUGCAUUUUCACCCGAUGGCAGACUGUUGGCAGCUGGAGGAGGGGGCCCCUAUUAUGUCGAAGACAAGGUCGUUAGAACCUGGGAUCCUGUUUCUGGGGCUGUGCUCCGGACACUCGACAACUACGAGUGGGUGGGUGUCGAUUAUGUCCUGUCCCUGGCAUUCUCAUCGGACGGUCGAGUGUUAGCCACUGGGGGUAGUGGUGCGGUCAGGCUCUGGGAGCCUGCCACAGGAACCAUCCGCCUCUUGCUCGGUACCUUCUUGGAGUGCAGGCACCUUGCUCUGUCACCGGAUGGUGGGCUAUUGGCAGCCACAAAGCAAUUCUUGAUUAAGCUCCUCAAUACUAGCACAGGAAUCGAGCAGCGCACUCUCGCGGGUCAUCUGAAGAACGUUCACAGUGUGACAUUCUCGCCGGACGGUAAUUUAUUGGCAUCUGGAUCUGAUGAUACAACCGUCAUACUCUGGAACCCUGCUACGGGAGUACAGUGCCGCACGCUCGAGGGACAUUCAGCGGAAGUUCGCUCGGUGGCAUUCUCGCCAGAUGGCAAACUAUUGGCAUCAGGGUCUUAUGACAAAACAGUUAAACUCUGGGACCCUGCAACAGGAGAAUUGCAUCGCACCCUCAAAAACAAUUCAACCGGCGUUCAUUGUGUGUCGUUCUCGCUGGACGGUAAACUUUUGGCAACUGGGAAUACGAAUGGCAUUAUCGAGAUUUGGGAGCUCUAG
Messenger RNA from Aspergillus pseudoviridinutans, 1470 nucleotides. RefSeq lists its product as uncharacterized. Gene Ontology annotation, molecular function: protein binding. NCBI's taxonomy places the organism in Eukaryota, Fungi, Ascomycota, Eurotiomycetes, Eurotiales, Aspergillaceae. The transcript has a single exon. The coding region runs from base 1 to 1470 and encodes 489 amino acids. The record is from RefSeq and is a predicted model, not a curated record.